Ailuropoda melanoleuca (giant panda) is the source of this 2383-nucleotide messenger RNA. RefSeq names its product centromere protein A (gene CENPA). The record is from RefSeq and is a predicted model, not a curated record. Gene Ontology annotation, cellular component: nucleosome. The transcript has 3 exons. The coding region runs from base 440 to 778 and encodes 112 amino acids. Gene Ontology annotation, molecular function: protein heterodimerization activity; structural constituent of chromatin; DNA binding. NCBI's taxonomy places the organism in Eukaryota, Metazoa, Chordata, Mammalia, Carnivora, Ursidae.
AGAACGAAGGUGUGACGCCUCAGAACUGAGCACAACCGCAAGCAAGCGGAAGGCAGAAGUUCCCGCCUCCUUUCACUUCUCCAGGUUCCCAUUGGCUGAUUCCUACCGACGAUCCGCUACGUCCCCGCGCUCACCUUCCAUCGCCGCGUGCUGCUCCUCUUCCGGCCUGUGCUCUCAUUGGUCUCUCCCGCAGUCGAUCUGCAACAGGGGCGUUCCAGAAGCAGCCACUAGGAGUUGGUGAAUUCGGGUUUUAAAAAACGCCGCCAGUGAAUCUGCAGUGCGGGCCCUUGGAACCCGGGCGGCGCGGGGGGCGGCCGAGCACUCACCAGGUCGGGGCACGCGGCCAGGACGCUCCCGGGCUCUCCCCGGACGCCAGCCUCUGUCCCCGGACCCCGAAGGCCGAGAAGGAGCCGCGGGGCCGCCAGUCUCCGCGCCCGCCAUGGGCCCGCGCCGCCGGACCCGCAAGCCCGAAGUCCCGAGGAGGCGCACCGCGAGCCCGGCCCCCAGCCCUCCCCGGCGGGGCCCCCGCUUAGGCGCUCCCUCCCGUCAGCGUCGUCCCCGGAGACAUCGGGUUCUGAAGGAGAUCCGAAUGCUUCAGAAGAGCACAGGCUUGUUGAUAAGGAAGACCCCCUUUGGCCGCCUGGCCGCAGAAGCAUUUCUAGUUCAUCUCUUUGAGGACGCCUAUCUCCUGUCCUUACAUGCCGGCCGCGUUACUCUCUUCCCGAAGGAUGUGCAGUUGGCCAGGAGGAUCCGAGGCAUUCAGGAAGGGCUUGGCUGAGCCCGUGUCCCCAUCUCUGUAAGCCUUUCCUGCACACCGCAGAGAGAGCAUCCUUUGGGGAAGAAGCCCCCAGCCUCUCAUCACUGGAAUGGGAGUUUCUCUGAAGGAAUUUCCAUCCAUGGUCCCUUGCUGUCUCACCUUCCCUUUGUUCCCUAAGAAAGGUUUGACUUGGUUUUAGCUUGAAUGCUUAGGAUUCUAUGGCUCCUGCCCUUUUGUACAAUGUUGAAUAAAAAUAUUUAUCUAUCUGCUAAUGUACAGACGAUAUGACUCUGUCAGAGUUCAGCCUCUAUUUUACAAGGACCAGAUGACUCAUUUUGAUGAAGAGAAGUUUUGCUUUUGAAAAUGCCUUGGUAGUAAAUGUGAUACCUGACUUUCAGGGAUGACACCAAGUCCUCUGUCUGGAGCCAGGAACAGAUCCGUGGAGGGCGAGGAGGUGUCUGGACUCGCUGUUCCUGAGCACGGUGCCUGUCGCUUUUGUAAUUAGUUCUUUUAAGAAGGAGAAGACUGGUGGCUUUCCUCUGUACCAGAGGUAAUAUAUGAGAAAAUCAACAGCAUUCCAAAGGACUGAGAAUGAGACUCCAAGAUUCGCUUCAGUUUGCAAAUGAUUCACAUGACUCUGAUGAUUUUGAAGACAUCAGACUUUCUGGGCUAUGGAAAAAGGAUAUUUACUUAUUAUUUUAGAUCUUCCUGUACCGUUAAAAUUUUUCGCCAUAUGUAUAUUUACUUUUCUUUGAAACAUAAGGGAAGAAAAAUAAAAGGUGACCACUCCAGUGAGUUGCAUGGAAGAGCCUGGCACGUCCGCCCACAAAUCUGUCCUUCGUUUCACCUCAUCGUGAGCGAGGGCAGCAAGUGAGGCGCGGGCCAUGCCUACCAACUGUGUAGCUUUGUAAAAACUCAAUUGGGGUUAAAGUAGACAAUCUUUAAGUCCUGAUGUUCUGGUUCCUUUGAGUAAAUUCCUGUCAAACUCGUUCAGAAAUUCUAAAUUCCAGCGUGUAGAAUUUAUUUUAUUCUUAUUUGUAAAUCAUAGACGAUGGAUCAUGAUUUAUACUUUAGAAUUUUUCAUUCUGGGAUUUUAAAGUGCCUUUUCAAAGUUUUUACAGGUGUUUUUACAACUUCUUUGUGGAGAGAGAAUAAAAAUAAGAAUAAUUCUUUAACGAAAAAAACUGUAAAGCAAAGUUAGUUACCGCGUAAGAGACGGUACAUUUGUUGUGGGUUGAUGCUCCGUUCUCCAUCGGUACGCUGGGUGGCAGCCACCGUUUAAACGAGAGAACGGAGGGACGUGUUUUGGGCUCCGGUGGAGUAGAGCGUGAGCGGAUGAAAACCUUGCCCUUCUGUUGCAACGAAAAGCAGUUAACGAGAUUUCCGGAGAAAUGGAAGGGGCCACGGGAAGACUUAGACUUUGCCUGGGAUGGAAGUGAUUAGUGAGGGUGGACCUCUGACAAUGAUGUGUCAGGCGACCAAGUUCCCAGACGAACUGAAGGGAAGGACCAUGUUCUGUUGCUGAAUAAAUUUUAACCCUUUGGAAAAACCUCUUCUCUGUUCAACAUCAAGUCCUAUUUAUACAGACAUUUGAAUAAAGUAUAUCUAUUGAUGAAUAUAUUCAAA